Malassezia pachydermatis is the source of this 189-nucleotide messenger RNA. Its product is annotated as h aca ribonucleoprotein complex subunit 3. The record is from RefSeq and is a predicted model, not a curated record. The transcript is spliced from 2 exons. The coding region runs from base 1 to 189 and encodes 62 amino acids. Gene Ontology annotation, molecular function: box H/ACA snoRNA binding; telomerase RNA binding. Lineage: Eukaryota; Fungi; Basidiomycota; Malasseziomycetes; Malasseziales; Malasseziaceae. Gene Ontology annotation, cellular component: box H/ACA telomerase RNP complex; box H/ACA snoRNP complex. Gene Ontology annotation, biological process: positive regulation of telomerase RNA localization to Cajal body; ribosome biogenesis; snRNA pseudouridine synthesis.
AUGCAUUUGAUGUACACAGUGGGGCCGGAUGGCAAGCGUGCCUAUACGCUGAAGAAGGUGACGGCCAGCGGGAAAAUGACACGCUCGGCGCACCCAGCUCGUUUCUCACCGGAUGACAAGUUCUCGCGUCAUCGCAUCACUAUCAAGAAGCGCUUUGGCUUGCUGCCUACGCAGACCCGUGCUGCGUAA